Molecule: messenger RNA, 1059 nt
Organism: Neurospora tetraspora
Lineage: Eukaryota; Fungi; Ascomycota; Sordariomycetes; Sordariales; Sordariaceae
Exons: 2
Coding region: 323-1036 (237 amino acids)
Source: RefSeq, a predicted model, not a curated record
UAUACCACUAGAGAUUCCACCCUUCCCGACUCUUCUAGGGGUGACGCGCGAGCUCAUUCCAUAGCAUUUACCUCGCAUCCGAGGAAGCUAUUCUCCUCAACUCUCGCUGCAAACUCGCCAUCUGGAUAACCUCACACACGCUGCAACAGGUACGGGGGGCUUCAUCGCCAGAAAAGUAACGCCGUCGAGCCCACUACUCCAUCGAUAUCACAUCAAUAUCAUCAUCUGCAUCACCGCAAGUGUCGCGAUCAGCUUCACCCCCAGCCUUAUUCCUGCCUCAGAAUUACCUCAACGAACCCCAACCGCUCAACACUUACUCAAUAUGCAGCAGUGGAAGGUCUCCAAGGCUCGUCUUCACACCGGCUAUCGCUUGUCAGGUCGCUCCGAGAGAAAGAGUGCCGGUUCUACGCUUGAGAAUAUGCUUGAGAACAUGAGCCGCGCCAGAGCCUUUAGUGUUCCAUGCGGAGGAUUCCCUUCCAAUGCUUCCGGCUUUGCCCUUGGCCGCGAUGUUACGCCUGGACCUAUCGAGUCCGUCAUGUCGACUCCGUCGCCUUCUUCGAGCCCUGAGGACCACCUGCAGGCUGAGCAUUCACCGGAUCCAGUCUCCGUUGACAUCGAGGAAGCUCCCGGUUCCGAGCUGGCUGCAAAUACGGGCUCUAGCCGCUCUUUAGAUGACCUUGUCGCAAUUGCAAGCAACAACAACUACGCUUUGGGUUCGCUCGCCCACGCGUUCUCCAAAGAAGCCUUAGCAUUGACGGAGGAGUUCAACAAGCAUGCCGCCGCCUUGAAGAAACUGCAGGAGAAUCUCAAAGCGGUUCAGGCGGAGAUGGACCUGAUGAAAGCUUUGAUGAGACGGCUUGCAUUGAUGGAGGAGUGCAACAAGCAUGCCGCCUCCUUGAAGAAACUGCAGGAGGAUCUCAACGCGGUUCAGGCGGAGAUGGACCUGAUGAAAGCUUUCAUGAGACGGCUUGCGGGAAUGACGAAUGCCUCUAUGGAUGAGUGGAUUAGAUUUGCGGCCGAGGGGUUGAGUGACUGAGUCUAGGUCAACUGAUAAGGAGU